GGCAGCAAUACACAGUGAAGAGAUAAUCCGUGCACAUAGAGCAGUCACGUCGGCAGGUUUGGCAUUUGCGAUCGAGAAACUCCCGGCUGUUGAGUUCUACAUUAUUCUUGGGCGUCUCGGGACCACCGCAAACAGCACUGCGAGCUGUUUAGGUAGCUUAAGCGCUUUGUCCAUCGAGCACCGCCGGGAUUUCACAGCAUUUCCGUCCCGUUUCUGGAGGGCGGCGCCGAGGAGUCAACAUUACUCCGCCAGCCUGAGCUGAGCAAGCAUCCCUUGACUGCCCCAGCGUUUCUCAACUUUCAUCAGAUCAACUCGCUCCUCACGCGGCUUCUUUCUUGCCUUGCAUUACCAGCGCUUCGCAAACCGCUCUCGCAGAGCUCCAGCGCAUUAUUAUCGUUCGCUCUGACCAUGGCAGACGUGCCCCUUUACGUGGUCUCGGACUACGCCUCCUCCGAGCGACGGAUCACGCCGUCAUGGUCCAUUUCCCAGCUCAAGGCCAAGCUCGAAUCCGUCACUGGCAUUCCUCCGUCUUGCCAGCAGAUCUUCCUCAAGGCGCCGUCCAAUGAGAAGAUCCCGGUAGAGGCCCAGGAUGAGGACUCGGUCCGCCUGGCACAGUUUCCGCUCGUCCCUUACGCGGAAUUAUUGGUCGUCGACACUCGGCCCGUCUCAGCGAGGCCCAAUUUCUCUAGUACGGCCGGGGUCGAGAAGUUCGUGCUCUCCGAGGAAGAAUACGAAAAGAAGACGGACUCUGUCCUCGCCUGGAAGAAGGCGCAGAAGCUGGGGCGCUUCGACCCCAACGCCCCGAGCCAUGAGCAGGCCAGAAUUGCCGAGAUUGCUCGAGAGAUUGAAGCCCGGGGGAUCGCCGUUGGGAAGCGGUGCAGGGUCGGCCAAGACGAUACGAAGCGAGGUGAAAUCAAGUACGUCGGCGAUGUCAAGGAGAUCCCAGGCGUAGGCGCUUGGGUAGGCGUCCAGCUGGACGAACCAGUGGGCAAGAACGACGGCAGCAUCGGGGGCACCCGGUACUGGGGCGAAGAGUCGGAGCUGAAGCGUGGCGUAUUCGUCAGGCCGGAGCGGGUCGAGGUUGGCGACUUUCCAGCCCUGGAUGACCUGGAGGACAUGGAGGAGAUUUGAAGGCGGUUGCCCAACCAACUCACUGACCCAAUGGAAUGUACACACUUCACAAGGUGUCACCACCA
This is a messenger RNA of Thermothielavioides terrestris NRRL 8126, 1196 nucleotides long. RefSeq lists its product as uncharacterized. Gene Ontology annotation, cellular component: microtubule plus-end; nucleus; cytoplasm. The coding region runs from base 409 to 1131 and encodes 240 amino acids. The transcript is spliced from 2 exons. Lineage: Eukaryota; Fungi; Ascomycota; Sordariomycetes; Sordariales; Chaetomiaceae. Gene Ontology annotation, biological process: cytoplasmic microtubule organization. Gene Ontology annotation, molecular function: microtubule plus-end binding. The record is from RefSeq and is a predicted model, not a curated record.